AUGGGUGUACAAGUUUCUAAGAUGAUGGGGAAGAUCUUCGGAACGAAGGAAAUGCGCAUCCUUAUGUUGGGUUUAGAUGCUGCUGGAAAGACGACUAUUCUUUACAAACUUAAACUCAGCAACCAGGAUGUGACUACCAUCCCCACUGUCGGAUUCAACGUCGAGAGCGUGACCUACAAGAACGUGAAGUUCAACGUAUGGGAUGUUGGUGGUCAGGACAAGAUCCGACCCCUUUGGAGACACUACUACUCUGGCACCCAAGGAUUGAUUUUCGUCGUCGAUUCCAGCGAUACGGCGCGUGUAGAGGAGGCUCGCUCGGAAUUGCACAAGAUCAUCAACGAUCGUGAAAUGAAGGAUGCUUUGCUGCUAGUGUUUGCCAAUAAGCAAGAUAUCCCAGGCCACUUGACUCCGGAAGAAAUCACCCAGCAGCUUCAAUUGACCAAGCUCAAGGAUAAGCUGUGGUACGUUGCACCCAGUGUCGCAACCGAUGGCACCGGUAUCUUUGAAGGUUUGGCCUGGCUUUCGAACAAUGUCAAGACACCGGCUCAGAAAUAA
Molecule: messenger RNA, 555 nt
Organism: Penicillium bovifimosum
Lineage: Eukaryota; Fungi; Ascomycota; Eurotiomycetes; Eurotiales; Aspergillaceae
Product: ADP-ribosylation factor family protein
Exons: 4
Coding region: 1-555 (184 amino acids)
Biological process (GO): intracellular protein transport; vesicle-mediated transport
Cellular component (GO): cytoplasm
Molecular function (GO): GTP binding; GTPase activity
Source: RefSeq, a predicted model, not a curated record